Messenger RNA from Microthlaspi erraticum, 390 nucleotides. The record is from the annotation of a GenBank genome assembly. NCBI's taxonomy places the organism in Eukaryota, Viridiplantae, Streptophyta, Magnoliopsida, Brassicales, Brassicaceae.
AUGAGGUACCACAUGUAUGAAGAGGAAGAUAGAGCUGAUUUGGACCAAGGAUUGGGAUGGAUCACGUUCUUGGCUAAGGGAGAGAAGAGAAUGGUGACCUUUAGGCAGCUGGAAAUCUUGUUUGGGUUCAACUAUGGAGAGGGUACCAAGUGGAACUUCAAGGAAAAGGAACUCCAAAGGGUUUGGGCUACAAUCGCUGAUGGAGUGUACUCUUCCUCAAGGUCCAAGGCAGCUCAGAUCAGGAGCCCAGUCUUGAGGUAUGUGCACAAGGCACUUGCCAACACCUUCUUUGCAAGGAAGGCGACCGGGACCAUCAACGAGGGGGAACUCAAGUUUCUUGACAUGGGAAUCAAGCCCUUCUCUCACGCACAAGCGAUGGCAAGAGGAUAA